This is a messenger RNA of Gilbertella persicaria, 1671 nucleotides long. RefSeq lists its product as uncharacterized. Gene Ontology annotation, biological process: endocytosis; endosomal transport. NCBI's taxonomy places the organism in Eukaryota, Fungi, Mucoromycota, Mucoromycetes, Mucorales, Choanephoraceae. The annotation marks the transcript as partial. Gene Ontology annotation, cellular component: plasma membrane; cytoplasm. Gene Ontology annotation, molecular function: protein binding; calcium ion binding. The transcript has 5 exons. The record is from RefSeq and is a predicted model, not a curated record.
AUGUCGUCCUCUUGGGAGACAAAAUUGAGACCAGAAGAAGUCAAUGCAUACAAACAAAUAUUUAAAGCUGCUUGUAAAAGUCAACCCAACUUAGUUACUGGUGUUGAAGCUGUUCAGUUCUUUGCCAAGUCUGGCUUACCUAAUGAAGUUCUCUCAGAGAUUUGGGAAAGUGCAGAUGUAAAUAACUUGGGAUAUCUUACAGAGGAUACUUUUGCAAUAGCAUUAAAAUUGAUUGCAUGUGCUCAAAACAAUAUCAAAGCAAUUGAACCCUUCUUUUUAGUUACACCGUUGCCGCAAUUCAAAGGAAUUCAGCUGACCAAUCAAACUUCAAGUAUAGUCAUGACACCAGAAGAAAAGAACAAGUUCAAAGCUAUUUAUCAAGCACAGUGUCCUACAUCUCAAGGUGUUCCUGCUGAAACAGCAAAGAACUUGUUUCUUAAAUCCAAGCUGCCAAAUGACAAAUUAGCUCAAAUUUGGAACCUAGCUGAUAUUCGCAAAAAUGGUUACUUGGACCAAACCGAAUUCAUAAUUGCUAUGUUUUAUAUCGCAAAACUCAUGGAUAAAUCAAUGACUACACUGCCCUUUAUUUUACCUACUGAUGUCUAUUUAGCAGCCUCAAGCGAAACAACAACACCUCAAGCUUUUAUUGCUUCUCCUCAAUCUAUCCAUUCACCUCUUGAACAACCAUCCAAGGCCAAAAAAAUUGAUAUUAUAGGCACCAUGGCAUUUUCUUCUACAGCACCUCAUGUACCAUGGGACAUUGCAGCACACGAAAAGGCACAGUACGAUAGUUAUUUUGCAAAACUAGAUAAGCAACAUUCAGGUUUUGUACAAGGUGUAGACGCAGUUGGGUUCUUUAAGAACUCUAAACUACCUCAAGCUGAGCUGGCCAAGAUUUGGGAUUUGGCUGAUAUCAAUGACCGUGGUGCUUUAAAUGCAAAUGAAUUUGCUAUUGCUAUGCAUUUGAUUCAUAAGCGAUUGGCUGGUAAAUCUUUGCCUCAAGCCUUGCCCAAGAGUUUAUUGCCUCCUCCUACACCUGUCAUUCCUCCUCCUACACCUUUGGUGAGCAGUAAUGUAAAUCCUGUGGCUCCUACAAGCAUCUAUCAAGAUGAAGAUUUGCUGGGUGAUUUUAGCGAUGAACAACUGAUUGAAGUCACGAACCAAGUCAACCUGAUUCAGAACCAAAUUACAGCUGCAACCAAGUCUACUAAAGACAUUCAGUUACAACAAAAAUCGACUCAACAAGCUUUAAAUGCACUUGAACAGAAAAAGGCGGACCUUGAACAACAAGUCGUACAACUGAAAGCUCAACAUGAUCAACAAAAGACAGUGCUCGACGAACUGAACCAAGCCAUUCAACAAGAACAACCUGGUUGGACAACAACUCAAUCUGAAUUUGAUGUGGCUCAAAAACAGUUGGAAUCCAUUCAGACUGAAUUGUCAAAGACAAAACAAGAUUAUAAAGAGGGUCAGCUAGAGAAUGAACGACUGCGUCGUGCUGUUCAUAAUAUUCAGAUGGAAUCCAUGCGAUUAAAAAAAGAAAUGGAUCAAUUGCAUGAAGAGCAUCGUAAGAAGCAAGAAGCUGCUGCUGCUAGACGUGAAGCUCGGCGCAAAGCUGAAGAAGCACGCAAGGCUGAAGAAGCACGCAAGGCUGAAGAAGCACGCAAAGCU